This is a messenger RNA of Camelina sativa (false flax), 1002 nucleotides long. Its product is annotated as late embryogenesis abundant protein At1g64065. Lineage: Eukaryota; Viridiplantae; Streptophyta; Magnoliopsida; Brassicales; Brassicaceae. The record is from RefSeq and is a predicted model, not a curated record.
ACCCAAUUUUGUUAGUGGUUAGGACAAUUACAUCGAUUUUUCUUUUACUUUUUUUUUGUUAUUUUCAUUCUCUUAAACAAUUGAUAGCACAUGAAACACAGGACACGUAGAAUAUAAAAAUCGAAAAUUCUCCGUCGCUAAGUUUCGUUUAUAUAUAAAUCACAUAAUCCAUGAUUAAUCAAUCACUCCAAUAAAACAAAAUAGCUCCACCAUGAACGACUCAGAACAUGUUCGUCCACUAGCUCCGGCGACCAUUCUUCCGGUGAGCGACGAAUCCGCCUCCAACACCAGGCACAACACUCUCCGUCGCAGGAAGCGGAUGAAAUGCUUAAUCUGCGUCACUGUAACAUCUCUGAUUCUACUCACGAUCGUGUUGACUUUAGUUUUCACGGUGUUCAGAGUCAAAGACCCGACCAUCAAAAUGAACCGCGUAAUGGUCAACGGCCUAGAUUCAGUCAUGGGGACUGAUCGGGUCCAACUCCUGGGAACAAACAUCUCCAUGAUCGUUGACGUGUCAGUCAAGAAUCCAAAUAUGGCGUCGUUUAAGUACUCCAACACCACGACGGAUAUAUAUUACAAAGGAACGGUGGUAGGUGAAGCUCGUGGGCUACCAGGCAAGGCAAGACCACAUCGGACUUCGAGGAUGAACUUGACGGUUGAUAUCAUGAUUGAUCGGAUAUUGGCGGAUCCGGGUUUGAGUCGAGAAGUGAGUACGUCUGGUCUUGUGAACGUGUGGAGUUAUACUAGGGUUGGUGGUAAGGUGAAGAUUUUGGUCGUGAAGAAGCACGUGACGGUUAAGAUGAACUGCACGAUGGCUGUGAACAUCACCGCCCAGGCGAUUCAAGAUGUCGACUGCAAGAAUAAAAUCGGUCUUUAAGGUAUACGUCUACGUACGUUAGGAUCGAUUUACCGUUUUUUAUUGUUUAAUUUUAUUCUUCAACCUUAUGCGAGCGGAUUCGAAAUUUCAUGACAGAUCACUAUUUACAUGUUCUAUUCGUUUUA